AAAUGGAAAAAUAAUAUUUUGUCCUUUUCAUUUACCCUUUCGAAUAUAACAUUCCCUCUCAGCUUUUUGUAGCCUCCUUUCAACUCCACGGCGCAGAUCCGAGGAGUUUCACUAUAACUCUCUAUUCCCUUUCGCUUCUACAGAUUCAACGUUUCAGUGAUGGCAGGUUUGGCUCCAGAAGGAACACAAUUUGAUGCACGUCAGUAUGACGCCAAGAUGAGUGAAUUGCUUUCCACUGAUGGACAAGAAUUCUUCACCUCUUAUGAUGAAGUCUAUGACAGCUUUGAUGCUAUGGGAUUGCAAGAAAAUCUUCUGAGAGGCAUAUAUGCUUAUGGUUUUGAGAGGCCUUCUGCAAUCCAGCAAAGAGGAAUUGUUCCUUUUUGCAAAGGUCUGGAUGUGAUUCAACAGGCUCAGUCUGGAACUGGGAAGACCGCUACAUUUUGUUCUGGAAUUUUGCAGCAGCUUGAUUACGGAUUGGUUCAGUGUCAGGCUCUUGUGUUGGCACCGACAAGGGAGCUAGCGCAGCAGAUUGAGAAGGUUAUGCGAGCACUUGGCGAUUACCUUGGUGUUAAGGUUCAUGCUUGUGUUGGAGGGACAAGUGUUCGUGAGGAUCAGCGCAUCCUCCAAGCUGGAGUACAUACUGUUGUUGGUACUCCUGGACGUGUUUUUGACAUGCUACGGAGGCAAUCUCUUCGCCCAGAUCACAUAAAGAUGUUUGUUUUGGAUGAGGCUGAUGAGAUGCUCUCACGUGGUUUCAAGGAUCAGAUCUAUGACAUCUUCCAGCUACUGCCAGGCAAAAUUCAGGUUGGAGUGUUUUCUGCUACAAUGCCACCAGAAGCUCUUGAGAUUACAAGAAAGUUCAUGAAUAAGCCAGUGAGGAUCCUGGUUAAGCGUGAUGAGCUGACCCUCGAGGGUAUCAAGCAGUUCUAUGUCGAUGUUCAGAAGGAAGAGUGGAAGCUGGAGACAUUGUGCGACCUUUACGAGACUCUGGCUAUUACUCAGAGUGUCAUUUUCGUGAAUACCAGACGCAAGGUGGACUGGUUGACUGACAAGAUGCGAGCCAAUGACCACACUGUCUCAGCCACCCAUGGUGACAUGGACCAAAACACUAGGGAUAUUAUCAUGAGGGAAUUCCGGUCUGGUUCUUCUCGAGUUCUCAUCACCACCGACCUCCUGGCUCGUGGUAUCGAUGUGCAGCAAGUUUCACUGGUCAUAAACUAUGAUCUGCCUACUCAACCGGAAAACUACCUCCACCGUAUUGGCCGUAGCGGGCGUUUUGGAAGAAAAGGUGUUGCUAUAAACUUUGUGACACAGGAUGAUGCCAGAAUGCUGUCUGAUAUUCAGAAGUUCUACAAUGUGAAUGUGGAGGAGCUGCCAUCCAAUGUUGCUGAUUUGCUCUGAUGAGUUAAUUUUUGUUUCUGUUAAGUCAUCAGGGCCUACUUUUUUGACAAUUACCAUUAUAUCCCUCUUUUGUGGUUAAAAAAAAAAUUGUUAUCUGAUGCUAUUCAUGAUGGAAUUGGAUGGAUUCUACAAAACAUGUUUAAUUUAUUAGCAGUGCUGUUGUAGCCUGCCAUUCCUUUUUUUUA
Arachis stenosperma is the source of this 1586-nucleotide messenger RNA. RefSeq names its product eukaryotic initiation factor 4A-10. The coding region runs from base 160 to 1401 and encodes 413 amino acids. Gene Ontology annotation, molecular function: RNA helicase activity; translation initiation factor activity; ATP binding. NCBI's taxonomy places the organism in Eukaryota, Viridiplantae, Streptophyta, Magnoliopsida, Fabales, Fabaceae. The record is from RefSeq and is a predicted model, not a curated record. Gene Ontology annotation, biological process: cytoplasmic translational initiation. Gene Ontology annotation, cellular component: cytoplasmic stress granule. The transcript is spliced from 5 exons.